Messenger RNA from Penicillium coprophilum, 1302 nucleotides. RefSeq lists its product as uncharacterized. The transcript has a single exon. Bases 1 to 1302 code for a protein of 433 amino acids. Gene Ontology annotation, biological process: mRNA processing. Lineage: Eukaryota; Fungi; Ascomycota; Eurotiomycetes; Eurotiales; Aspergillaceae. Gene Ontology annotation, cellular component: exon-exon junction complex. The record is from RefSeq and is a predicted model, not a curated record. Gene Ontology annotation, molecular function: mRNA binding.
AUGGCUCCUCUUCGACGUCAUAUCGGGGCCAGCCGCAGGAAGAGACGGGAAGAGGAUGGCGAAGAAGAGGGUUCAAUGGCUGGAGAUAUAGGAGAUGACUCCCUGAGUGAAGGCUCGACUGACAGCCACCAAGAAGACGAAGAUGCAGACGGUGAAGUCAGCGAAGAAAGCGAGGACGAGGUCUCUACGUUGGCAAAGGCGGACAAGGUCCACGGUCGUGGGGUGGACAAAUCUACACGGAACAGCUCCGCAUCGCCCGGAAAGCGAGGACUCAAGACAACGGUCUCGGAUACAGAGGCGAUGUUGAACGGCCUCAAGAUCUCAGACGGUGCGGGGGACGCUGCGGAGCUUCAUUUCGACGAUCUGAAGGAAGAACGGGAGCCUCACACUGGAAGAACGCCCUCUGCCCCUCCAACCGAGCCAAAUCGAAACAAUUUGGCUUCCAGAAAGCGCCGCGAGAAUGACAAGUAUGUCAAGGAACGAGAGCAGAACCCAGCUUUUGUCCCCACGCGCGGCAGCUUUUUCCUUCACGACAAGCGGUCCACAGACAACGGUCACCGGCUCAAGAGCAAGUCUCGUCCCUACGGCCUGAUUGUAGACGGUAGCUCUCGCAAGUAUGUUAUAUCCCAUUCCAUCUCGGGGUCCUGUCUCUUACUAAAAUGGUUCAGGUCUUCCAAACCCGAUUCCAGUGGAGGACAGUGGGCACACGACCUCCACGAUACUGUGGCCGGCGAGGAUCGACCUGCAGCAAAGCGCCCAACACCAUCCACGAUGCCUAAUCCUGGCGCACCUGUCCCCACCGCUCCGAGAUCUUCCCCGCCCAACCGGUCCUUCUCUAGCACAACGUUGGUUGGGAAUGUACCAGUCGUAGUAUCCUUACCUGGCAUGGCCAAUCCCGUUCAAUUUUCUUCCGUGCCCAAGAGACUCCACACCCGGCUACCUCAACACCGACCCCCGUUGCGACGCGAUAAACCUGUACGAAUUUCUCUUCCCAGUCAGCCACCCCGAUACAUAUUCCCCUCGGUCGAACGUUCCUUUAUCUUCAUCCCCCGUGCGUUGCGGCCAAAUCAAGUCUCCCGCGGUCGAGGUGGUCGUGGUGGCGGCUGGUACGGUGGACGACGUCCUAGCUACUACCCUACCUCCUCUUACACGCCGAGCGUUGUCAGCCGCCGAUCUUCGUUUGGCAUUCCACCUUCUCAGGAUGGCUGGCCAUCACCUGCUGGGUCUGUCUACUCCAGACCCACAAUUCCCACGGACGCUAAGCCCGUUGUCCGCCUCCCCCCCCACCUCGUCCGCCUAUAG